CCUUUUUCUUGAUUUAGGGCAUUUUAUACGAGGUUUUUAUUUGAAGGAUAUGCCACAGAAUUCGUCUAAAAAACACGCAUCGAACCAGCAGCUGGACGUCAGUGGACCCACCCCCAAAUCACAGCGCACCAAAAUGGUUCGAUCUUCAGAUGAUAAUGAGAAGAAGAACUUGGUCAAGAAGCUUAAAGAUGUUGAAAUUAGUGUUCCAAUUGUUUAUGGUAACGUUGCAUUCUGGCUCGGGAAAAAAGCAAGCGAGUACCAGUCUCACAGAUGGACAGUUUAUGUCAGGGGAGCAACUAACGAGGAUUUGAGUGUAGUGGUAAAACGAGCCGUGUUUCAAUUGCAUUCCAGUUUCAAUAACCCAAUGCGGGUCGUGGAAUCUCCCCCAUUUGAGCUAUCAGAGUCGGGCUGGGGUGAAUUUGAAAUAGCUAUUACCCUUCAUUUUCACAGUGAUGUUUGUGACAAACCACUGCACUUAUAUCACCACUUGAAGUUAUAUCCAGAGGAUGAAUCUGGUUCUAUGUCAGUUAAGAAACCCGUGGUUGUGGAGUCAUAUGAUGAAAUUGUUUUAGCUGAGCCAUCGGAGGGUUUAUUCGCACGUGUUCAGAAUCAUCCGGCGGUAGUUGUGCCUAGGCUGCCUGCUGGCUUUUCUCUGCCCCCUGCUGAUGAUGCAGACAAAAGGAAGAGGAUUGAUCCAAAGGAUAAUCCUCUUACACAGUGGUUUACAAAUUUUUCGGAAGCAGAUGAGCUCCUAAAACUUGCAGCAGCUCGUCAGCAGUGUGAACCCGAUGCAAAUAGGGAUGCAUUGAAUUUGCUCGAGGAAGUAUUGACGGUUCAUAGGUUCAAGGAACUGCACUUCUGUACAUGAGGAAACACGAGCAUCACCAUGUGAUAUCAAUGAGUUGAAGUUCAAAAUGUGCUUUCUUCCAAUAACUCGAUCUGUAAAAUGGCAAAUACUUCCAUUGACAAAACUCUCAUGGUAGUUGGUCAACUUUUGGGCACUGAAAGCAUACCAAAGGAACUUGAUGGAAUCUUCUUGGAGCUUGUUAUUGUUAUUUUCCAAGUUGUGGAACAUAAAAGCUUUGCUCAUUCUUUUGUGGAAUGUUGUACCCUUUAUAAAGUUCCUUUCACGACA
This is a messenger RNA of Cynara cardunculus var. scolymus (artichoke), 1135 nucleotides long. Its product is annotated as transcription initiation factor TFIID subunit 14b-like. NCBI's taxonomy places the organism in Eukaryota, Viridiplantae, Streptophyta, Magnoliopsida, Asterales, Asteraceae. The record is from RefSeq and is a predicted model, not a curated record. The transcript has 6 exons. Bases 50 to 868 code for a protein of 272 amino acids. Gene Ontology annotation, biological process: regulation of DNA-templated transcription.